Molecule: messenger RNA, 2005 nt
Organism: Monodelphis domestica (gray short-tailed opossum)
Lineage: Eukaryota; Metazoa; Chordata; Mammalia; Didelphimorphia; Didelphidae
Gene: ACP4
Product: acid phosphatase 4
Biological process (GO): regulation of neuronal synaptic plasticity; lysosome organization; negative regulation of ERBB4 signaling pathway
Cellular component (GO): lysosome; postsynaptic membrane
Molecular function (GO): protein tyrosine phosphatase activity; acid phosphatase activity; receptor tyrosine kinase binding
Source: RefSeq, a predicted model, not a curated record
UUCCGUCUCAUCCCGGAAGAAGGUCUCAAUCAUCCCGGAAGGUCCCUGUCCUCUCCGGUCCGAGCCCAUGUGCGGUCCCGCGCGCAACAAUUGGGGGCAGGCUCAGACGAGACUGCUGCCCCGUCCCGCCCCUCUGGCUGCGCUCCCCUGCAGACUAGGCCUCGCGGCGGAAACUUCUCUGCCCUGGACAAAAAGGCGGCCAGCCCACGCCUGCGCCCCGCACUCUUGACCCCCAACACACCCACGUCGGGGUGGAGAGCUCGAACGCUGCCCGGCAGGGGAAGGGUCUCUGCCCGCCCAGUUACUCUGUAGUAGAGCGUCGUAGGGCCCCUCCUCCCCCCAUUCUUCAUCGAGGGGUACCUGGGCCCGGAAGGCUUCCCAGGAAGGAGUUGGCUGCCUAAAAGUGGGGUGGGCGGUCCAGGGACCCUCUCUGGGGGCUCCCCUCCCCCUCCUGGCCAUCCCAUCUUCCAGCGAACACUGGCGGGGCUGCCCGGAGCCGAGGGGGGAGGGACGUCUGUCGGUCACAUGGUCUCCCCCCCCCCCUCCGGGCUCCCGGGAGGCCUCUGGGAGCCGUCUGGGCUCGACCCACGGAGGCUGCUGAUUAGGGCCUGGCAGGGAGAGGAGGGAAUGAUAGGGUGGGGCAGGCGGGCGCUGAGCUAAGAAGGGCUGUGAUGGGGGGUCCGCGGCUCCCCGGCUCCCCCGCGCUCCUGCUGCUGCUGCUGCCGCCUCUCUCCUGGGGGAGCCAGCCCGAGCGCCCCCCGGGACCCCUGGCUUUCGUGGCCUUGGUCUAUCGCCAUGGCGACCGCGCUCCCCUGGACUCCUACCCCACGGACCCCCACCGCGACGGCGCCUUGUGGCCCGAGGGGCCCGGCCAGCUCACCCAGGAGGGCGUCCGGCAGCAGCUCGAGCUGGGCAGCUUCCUGAGGGCCAGGUACGGGCACUUCCUGAGCCCGAGGUAUCGCCGGGAGGAGCUCUAUGUCCGCAGCACCGACUACGACCGGACCCUUCAGAGUGCUCAGGCCAACCUGGCCGGGCUCUUCCCGGGGUCUCCUCUGAGCCCCGGCUGGAUGCCCGUGCCCGUCCACACUGUUCCGGCAGCUCAGGACAAGCUGCUGAAGUUCCGCUCGCAGGAGUGUCCGCGUUACCAGAGACUCCUGCGGGAGACGGUGGAGGGAGAAGACUACCUGCGCGCCCUGGAGGGCUGGAGAGAUUUCCUGGUGCGUCUGGGGAACCUGACCGGCUUGUCCCUGGCCGAGGGGCCCCUCCACCGGGCCUGGAAGGUGCUGGACACGCUGACCUGCCAGCAAGCCCACGGCCUCCCCCUCCCGGCGUGGGCCACCCCCGACGUGCUCCGCUCUCUGGCCGGGGUCUCGGCCCUGGACGUUCGCGCCCACCUUGGCCCGCCGCGGGCACAGGAGAAGGCCCAGCUCAGCGGAGGAAUCCUGCUCGAUGCCAUCCUAACCAACUUCACCCAAGCUCGGGCGCGGGGGCUGCCCCUCAAGAUGGUCAUGUACUCAGCCCACGACAGCACCCUGCUGGCCCUCCAGGGAGCCCUGGGCCUCUACGACGGGCACCACCCACCCUAUGCUGCCUGCCUCGGUUUUGAGUUCUGGAGACGCCUCGGAGAGCCAGAACAGGAGAUGGAUGAGGGGAACGUCACCAUCUCCGUGUUCUACCGCAAUGACUCUUCCCGGCCCCCCCUGACCCUGGAACUGCCGGGCUGCCCCUCCCCAUGCCUACUGGGCCACUUCCGCCAGCUGACCGCCCAGGUCCGGCCACCCCCAGGGGGCCCUCUGUGCCACGGCCCGUCCGAGGAUGCCAAGCCCGCAGGUGCUGCCGUGCCCCUGCUGGCAGGUGCUGUGGGCGUGCUGGGCCUCCUCAGCCUGGGGCUCGCGGCUGUGCUGUGGGCUGGGCACUCCCUGGGACCCAGGCCAGGCCCCGUCUGAGGGGGGAGCCCCGCGUGCCCCUGUGGGCGGGGGAGACAAUACACGGACUAUUACAAGCA